This is a messenger RNA of Lacerta agilis (Sand lizard), 728 nucleotides long. Its product is annotated as alpha-1D adrenergic receptor-like. Gene Ontology annotation, molecular function: alpha1-adrenergic receptor activity. The transcript is spliced from 2 exons. Lineage: Eukaryota; Metazoa; Chordata; Lepidosauria; Squamata; Lacertidae. Bases 98 to 640 code for a protein of 180 amino acids. Gene Ontology annotation, biological process: cell-cell signaling; adenylate cyclase-activating adrenergic receptor signaling pathway; positive regulation of cytosolic calcium ion concentration. The record is from RefSeq and is a predicted model, not a curated record. Gene Ontology annotation, cellular component: membrane.
CUACAAAGAGGUUUCGGAGGCGCCUUCUUCUCAGCCAGCAAACUAUGGGGCUGCCUUGUGAGAGGGUUCCUUCUUCCCUUCCCUGAAGCCCUCAGGGAUGCUCUUCAAAGUCAUCUUCUGGCUGGGCUAUUUCAACAGCUGCGUGAACCCCAUCAUCUACCCUUGCUCCAGCAAAGAGUUCAAGAGGGCUUUCACCCGGCUCCUCAAGUGCCAGUGCCGGAGGAGGAGGAGGCCCAUUUGGAGGGUCUACGACAACCACUGGCGGGGGGCCUCCAUGAACGGGUCCGGCCAAGACUCCGAGAGGGAGCCCAGGUCCAGGAUCUCCACACUCAACGGCUCCUUCAUGUUGAACUCGGGCAGUUUGGAAAGAGGCAGCAAACGGAGGACUCUGAACUUCAAGAGGUGGAGGCUUUUUUCCCCUUUCCAGAAGCCCUCCACCCAGCUGAAGGAGAAAAUGAACAGCCUCUCACACAAAAUCCGGGGCAGCUCCGUCAAAGGGGGCGCCGUGGCCUCGUACAAAACGGAGGUGGAGUCGGUCUCCGUCGGGAUCCCCAACGAGUUCAUGGAGUGCAUUGAGUACCAAAUGUAUGACGAUCUGACGGACUCCGAGUCCUGCGGGCUUAAGGAGACGGAUAUUUAAUUGCCAGCAGGGAUCUCUGCCCUUUGGGGUUCCGUUUUCUUUUGUCAGUGUCUCUCGCGCGGUGGUUGGCUGUCAAAAGGGGGACAGG